GGAUGGCGCUGGAGAAUUGUGACGUGGCAAGGAUUUACGUGUGCGUUGGUGGAGUGAUCUGAGGUGAUCUUCACAAAAAUGAAGUUUUGUUUAAGUUACAACGUUGACAAAUACCUGGCUAUAUAAGUGCAGUCUCUGCGAGUGGAAAUACAUUGAAUGCGCUAGGAAAAGGGUAACUUGUCUUGUUAUUUCAAAGAACGUAUGAGUUAGCUGGUUUAAUAGGGCUGCGCACUUUUACUACUGAUACGUGUUAGACAGGCGAACAGUUAGGUUACUUUAAAACUCUUGUUAGCAUCGCUCCGGAAGUCAACCUCAUUACUGAAUAUAGUUUUGGAAUUAACCAACAGCUGUUUCAGUGUUGUACGUAAAGCAGGAUUUCUGACUGGAAAUGGGUCUCGCCAUUUCGAGUGUCUUCUCUCGUCUGUUUGGGAAAAAGCAGAUGAGGAUUUUAAUGGUUGGACUCGAUGCUGCAGGGAAAACAACAAUCCUCUACAAACUUAAACUGGGGGAAAUUGUCACCACAAUCCCCACUAUUGGGUUCAACGUGGAGACGGUAGAGUACAAGAACAUUUGCUUCACCGUAUGGGACGUGGGCGGCCAGGACAAGAUUCGACCCUUGUGGAGGCAUUACUUCCAGAACACUCAGGGCCUCAUCUUUGUGGUGGACACCAACGAUCGUGAAAGGGUACAAGAAGCUGCUGAAGAGCUGCAGAAAAUGUUGCAGGAGGAUGAGCUGAAGGAUGCUGUACUGCUGAUCUUUGCCAACAAACAGGACUUGCCCAAUGCGAUGGCCCUCAGUGACCUUACCGACAAACUGGCCCUUCAGACACUCAGGAGCAGAACUUGGCAUGUGCAGGCAACCUGUGCACCUCAAGGAACCGGUCUGUAUGAGGGACUGGACUGGCUGUCUGAGCAGCUCUCCAAAUACUAAAGGAGUGGCGUGGCGGUGGACUUCAUGGAGUCAUUACAUAACCAAUGCUAUUUUUGACCAAGAUGGACCUCAGCUUGGGAGGACAACUAUAGGUGUACAAGUACAAGUUACAGAGCUGUGACUAAUCUGGAGCAUCUUCCCAAUAUCCUCUUUUCCUGGCUGACUUUAUUGAUGAUAACUUUCAUGUUCAUGGCAAAUGAAGCUGGGAACAGUGGCUAAAUAGCUAUGUGUGAAAUUACUUUUGCAUUUCCAUUUCGACUAUGAUCCCGUAGCUUCCUUCAUUCCAGAUGUUGGCAAACUGAAAGUGGCUUAUAGUGCAAAUACAUACAACCAGCAUUCUUUUUCCUGGCUUUAUUAGAACAUAAACAUUUUACCACAGCAAUCUCUCAACAGAUGGACCAGUUGCCAUCCGCUAUCCGGGCUGGUUCAUUAAUAUAUGAAUAUGAUUCUCUGACUCUCUUAGUCAUGUUUUGAUCCAGCAACAUUCCCCAGUCAAAGAAGCAAUGUCAUUUUCUGUAAUAAAUUACUAAUAAAAUAUUUGAAAAAUUGAA
This is a messenger RNA of Clupea harengus (Atlantic herring), 1482 nucleotides long. Its product is annotated as ADP-ribosylation factor 4. Gene Ontology annotation, molecular function: GTP binding; GTPase activity. NCBI's taxonomy places the organism in Eukaryota, Metazoa, Chordata, Actinopteri, Clupeiformes, Clupeidae. The record is from RefSeq and is a predicted model, not a curated record.